AUGUCAUUGACAGCAAAAAGCAACGAACAAUUCUCCCAAAAAUCCUAUUGGGAAGAACGAUAUUCCAGUCAAAGCGAACCUCAUUUCGAUUGGUUUAAAACUUACUCGGACCUUGAACCGCUAUUGGAGGAGCUGAUACCUGACCGAUCAUCCCGGAUCCUAAUGCUCGGCUGCGGCAAUAGUACUCUAUCCCCUUCAAUGCACGAUGCUGGCUAUACUUGCAUCGUGAACAUCGAUUAUUCCUCAACCCUAAUCUCUCGCAUGUCUUGUCGAUACCCAGAACAAAAGUGGCUCACGGUCGACAUUACAGAACUUACCCGCCCUCAAAACCUAUCUCUGCUUGGAGGCGAAGGGAGCUUUGAUAUAGCGUUGGAUAAAGGUACAAUGGAUGCACUUAUGGCUGAAGGAAAGGGUUCCUCACCGUGGAGCCCGGGGGAAAAAGUGGUGCAAGAUGUGAGCAAGAUGUUAGAAGGGGUGGAUAGGCUUUUGAAACAAGGUGGCAGCAUGGUUUAUAUUACUUUCGGCCAGCCGCAUUUCAGGAGAAAGUAUCUCGAGGCGAUCGAGGGGUGGAAAGUGGAAACAAGAACGUUAGGGGAGAUGUUUCAUUACUUUGUAUACGUUGCUACUAAGCUUCCCCGCUCACAACAGGAGCAAGAGGAGAAGAAGAACGAGGCAUAA
This is a messenger RNA of Ustilago hordei, 678 nucleotides long. RefSeq lists its product as uncharacterized. Lineage: Eukaryota; Fungi; Basidiomycota; Ustilaginomycetes; Ustilaginales; Ustilaginaceae. The record is from RefSeq and is a predicted model, not a curated record. Bases 1 to 678 code for a protein of 225 amino acids. The transcript has a single exon.